Messenger RNA from Hemibagrus wyckioides, 3774 nucleotides. RefSeq names its product NACHT, LRR and PYD domains-containing protein 3-like. The transcript is spliced from 11 exons. Bases 174 to 3560 code for a protein of 1128 amino acids. The record is from RefSeq and is a predicted model, not a curated record. Gene Ontology annotation, molecular function: protein binding. NCBI's taxonomy places the organism in Eukaryota, Metazoa, Chordata, Actinopteri, Siluriformes, Bagridae.
UUACUUACUUUUUUUUUGAGGUGAGAAGUGAGAGGUAAUUUAUUUCAUUUUGUGCUAAGGUCAGAUGUAAAGCUACGGAUUGUGUUCUUUAACCUCAAUGACAAAACUCAAAUAGAGGCUACAGGACUUGUUUAUAGAACGAGUUUUUUUUAAUGUAAGCGCUCAAAGGCGGCAUGUUUCCAAACGAUUACCCAGAGCUGCUGUUCCUUCGCCUGAUGACUGUUUUCUCUGUUUGGAUCUGGAGAAAGAGAUCAGUGACUCGCACCAUCGGCUCUCAGUCUGUUAAUGAUAAGCUUCCAGUCCAGUCUCCUGUCUCUCCAUCUGCUGGAUUCUCUGUUGUUGUGAAGGCUGAAAGUGGCAGUAUUGUUACGCUUCCUGCUCUCAUUAACAGCACAUUUUCAGAUCAUGUUGCCCUCGACAUCACAGGCAGCACUGCUUUCAUUCAAGCACAAACUGAAAAGGAAAAUUUAGACUGGUUUACAGAAGUUCUACAGAAAUUUCUGGCGAGUCACAGAGCCGAAAUGAAGAAGAAAUGCGAGUGCAUUUUUGAGGGCAAAAAGGACACCAAAACUAAAAUUCUUCUAAAGAAGGUCUACACAAAGCUAUACAUCACCGAAGGAGAAUUAAAAGAAGUUAACAAGGAACAUGAGAUUCUGAAAAUCGACAAAGCCUCCAGUGUGCAAAAAUCUCAAGAAAAAACAAUCCACUGCAAUGAAAUUUUCAACCUUCAGGGGAAAACUGAAGAAAAAAGAGUUGUGCUCACCAAAGGAAUUGCAGGAAUUGGAAAAACGGUAUCAGUUCAGAAGUUUAUUCUUGAUUGGGCAGAAGGAGAAGCCAACCAAUCCAUAGACUGCAUUUUCCUCCUUCCAUUCAGAGAGAUUAAUUUGAUUAAGGAUGAAGAAUACAGUCUGCAUGAAUUACUGCAGGAAUUCCACCCUGAACUGGAAAAAUUCAGUGAUACCCAUUUGUACAAAAAUCUCAAGUUUGCAUUCAUCUUCGAUGGGCUUGAUGAGAAUCGCCUUCCAUUGGACUUCAGUGUCCAUAUGGUGAGAAGCGAGCAAAAGAAAGCCUCUGUGAAUGCUCUCAUCACAAACCUUAUUGAAGGAAAUCUGCUUCCUUCUGCACUGGUCUGGAUCACCUCUCGACCAGCAGCAGCCAAUCAAAUCCCUUCACAGCAUGUGAGCUUGUAUACAGAAGUGCGAGGAUUCACUGACAAACAAAAGGAGGAGUAUUUUAAAAAGAGAAUAACAGAUGUGAAUCACGCCUCUAAAAUCAUCUCACAGAUUAAGAAAUCUCGGAGCCUCUAUAUCAUGUGCCACAUCCCCAUCUUCUGCUGGAUCACUGCUACAGUGCUUCAGGAGAUGCUGGUGCAAAAUGGUGGUGAAGAAAUUCCCACUACUCUGACUGAAAUGUACAUCCAUUUCCUGCUUAUACAGAUGAACAUUAAAAACCAGAAGUAUGAUGACAAAGAGGAGCGAGAUUUAAAGAAGCUUCUGACUAUGAACAGAGAAAUGAUCCUGAAGCUGGCCAAGCUGGCAUUUAAACAGCUGGAGAAGGGGAACAUCAUGUUCUAUGAAGAUGACCUGAUAGAGUGUGGUAUUGAAGUCGGUGUAGAUUCAGAGUACACUGGGAUGUGUGCUGAGAUCUUUAAGAAAGAAUCUGUGCUUUACGAGAAGAAGGUUUACUGUUUCAUACAUUUGAGCAUUCAGGAAUUUCUCGCCGCACUCCAUGUUUUUGACUCCUACCUCAACAAGAACAUGAAUGAGUUACAAUUUUUUUUCAAAGAUUUCCCUUCUAUGGACACUCAGCUAGAUGUGUUGCUGAAGAACGCUGUUGAUAAAGCCAAAGAGAAUGACAAUGGACAUUUAGAUCUUUUUCUUAGAUUUCUUCUCGGCAUUUCACUUGAGUCCAAUCAGAAACUCCUGCAAGGCGUUCUUACACAAACAGUCGUAACCAAAAAGAGCAUUAGCAGAGUAAUCCAGUUCAUUAGACAAAAGCAGAACGAAUCUUCUGAUAUGUCCCCUGAGACAUCAAUCAAUCACUUCUUCUGUCUGAUGGAACUGAAAGACAGCUCCCUCUACAACCAAAUCAAGAAAUAUCUGUGUACAGACAACUUUCCAAAUAGAGAGCUUUCCUCAUCAAAUUGCUCAGCUCUGGCCUACUUGAUAUUAAUGACAGGGGACAUUUUGGAGGAACUCAACCCAAAAAAAUUCAACCCGUCCAUUUCAGCCUAUAGGAGACUCAUCCCUGCUGUGAGCUGCUUCAGAAAAGCUUGGCUUGCUGGUUGUGAGUUGACUGAAACAUGCUGGGAGACUGUGACUUCAGCUCUAGUGGCAGAAAACUCGGUUCUGACAGAGCUGGACCUGAGCGACAAUUACAGGGUGGAGAAGGGCGCAAAGUUGCUUUCUGAUGGACUGAGGAGUUCACACUGUAAACUGGAGAUACUGAGACUAGCAAGAUGCCAUUUCUCCCAGAGCAGCUGUGCUGAACUCGCUUCAGCCCUCACAUCAAUUUCAUCUUCUCUGCGUGAACUGGACCUGAGCAACAAUGACCUGCAGGACACAGGACUGGAGCUGCUUUUUGCUGGACGGGAAAAUUUAUACUGUAAUUUGCAAAUUUUGAGGCUGAACUGCUGUAACCUCACAGAGAAGAGCUGCUCAUUCCUCUCCUCUCUUCUCAACACUUUAAGAGAGUUGGACCUUAAUAACAAUGACCUGCAGGAUUCAGGAGUGAAGCUCAUUUCUGAAGGACUCACCAAUGAACACUGCAAACUGCAGAUACUGAGGUUGCCUGGUUGUUUAGUGACAGAAGAAGGAUUUUCUUUACUGGCAUCUGCUCUGAGUUCAAACUCCUCACUAGUCCUGACAGAUCUCGAUCUGAGCUACAAUAACCCAGGAGAUAAAGGAGAAAAGCUGCUCUCUGAACUGCUGAAUAAUCAAAACAGCAAACUGAAGACACUCAAGAUGGAACCAAACAGUGAACGAUUUAUCAAAGCUGGGAUCAAAAAGUAUGCCUGUGAGCUCACGUUUAACCCAAACACGGCACACACACAACUGUGUCUGUCUGAGUCAAACAGGAAGGUCUCUUACACCUUCCAACAGCAGCAGUACCCAGAUCACCCAGAGAGAUUUCAGCUGUAUCAGCAGGUUCUGUGUAAUGAGAGUCUGAGCCAUCGCUGUUACUGGGAAGUCUGUUUGGAAGACUCAUUGCCCAAAAUUGGCAUCACAUAUCCUGAAAUUGAGAGGAAAUCAGAAGAACUUUUGCUGUGGAAUUCUCGCAUGAAGCUUGGGUCAAACUUGGUUUCCUGGGUGCUUUGGUGUGUAACCAACAGAUACUACAUUGCUAGGCACAAUACAAAGGACUUUACCAUAGACAUGCCAAACUCGAAGAGGAUUGGUGUGUAUCUGGACUGGCCUGCUGGAACUCUGUCUUUUUACAGCGUGUCGCCAGAUACACACACACUUAAACACAUACACACAUUCUACACAGUGUUUGAGAAGCCGGUGUAUCCGGGGUUCAGCGUGGAAAGCGGCUCUCUGACUUUGUGCCAGCUGGAUUAAUUGCCACAUAAAGGAGUGAAUGAUUUAAAAAUAAAUAAAUAAAUAAAACAUUGUAUAUUGUAUGUAUAUCUAAUCUUUUACAAAAAGUCUGGAAUUUGUGCCUUUAAUCAAUUGAAAUCAGCUUUGCUGAACAUUUAUAGAAAAAUGACGAUAGCCAUGCAGCUUUAUAGUUUUUAAAUCAUUUGUAGAAAUCUGAAGUAAAAAAAAAAAAGUU